Messenger RNA from Malania oleifera, 1605 nucleotides. Its product is annotated as UPF0481 protein At3g47200-like. Lineage: Eukaryota; Viridiplantae; Streptophyta; Magnoliopsida; Santalales; Ximeniaceae. The transcript has a single exon. The coding region runs from base 1 to 1605 and encodes 534 amino acids. The record is from RefSeq and is a predicted model, not a curated record.
AUGGUUGCUGUGUUCAACAAGGAGCUCUUGAGUUGGUACCUCAUCACCCUCAAACUCAAAGAAACUGUAGAAGCUGGACUUCCCAAUGCACAAGCAACUCCCCCUUCUCCCCAAUUGCUUAACUCAACCGAGGCGGGAGAACCUCGGCAGCAGCAGCUGCAGCAGCAGCCGCCAGAUGCACUGCAGGUCGCAAUCAAAGGCGAGGAUGACAAUUUCGAAAGGGAAGGCAAUUCACCUGACUCCGAAUGGGUGAUCUCCAUCAGAGAAAAACUCGAACAAGCCCGCCAAGACGAUGCUGCUGGUUCGUGGGCGAAGCUCAGCAUCUACCGAAUCCCCCAGAGUCUGCGAGAAGGCGAUGACAAGGCCUACGUGCCGCAGAUUGUCUCACUGGGGCCUUACCACCACGGAAGGAGGCGUCUUCGGAGCAUGGACCGCCACAAAUGGCGUUCCCUUCACCGGGUUCUCAAGCGCACCAAUCAGGACAUCAAGCUGUAUAUUGAUUCCAUAAAAGAACUUGAAGAAAAGGCCAGAGCCUGCUAUGAAGGCCAAAUCAGUCUCAGCAGCAAUGAGUUUGUUGAAAUGUUGGUGCUUGAUGGCUGCUUCAUACUUGAACUCUUCCGGGGCGCUGCUGAAGGGUUCAAGCAACUUGGGUACUCCCGAAACGAUCCCAUUUUCGCAGUGCGUGGUUCGAUGCAUUCGAUUCAGCGCGACAUGAUAAUGCUCGAGAACCAGCUUCCCCUCUUUGUGCUCGAUCGACUUCUAGGCCUUCAGCUCGGGGACCUCGACAAGAAAGGCCUAGUAGCAAGACUGGCACUCCAAUUCCUCGACCCGUUAAUGCCAACCGACGAGCCCCUAUCGAAAAGCGACAGGAACAAGUUGAAGUCCUCUCUCGAGUACGCAACAACCUUCGAUCCAUUAUCCGCCCAGGGAGGCCUACAUUGCCUGGAAGUCUUCCGGCGCAGCCUCCUGCGAACAGGGCCUCAACCGGUGCCCAAGAUUUGGAUCAAGCGCUGGUCCAAUGACAAUCGCGUAGCAGAUAGACGUAGACAACAAUUGAUUCACUGCGUCACCGAGCUGAGGGAGGCUGGGAUCAAGUUCAAGAAGAGAAAGACGGAUCGUUUCUGGGAUAUAAAAUUCAAGACUGGGAUUCUCAGGAUACCUCGGCUACUGAUCCAUGACGGUACCAGGUCGCUUUUCCUCAAUCUCAUCGCAUUUGAGCAGUGUCAUCUUGACUGCAGCAACGACAUUACUUCCUAUGUCAUCUUCAUGGACAACUUGAUAAACUCGUCCGAUGAUGUGGGAUACCUCCAUUACUGUGGGAUAAUUGAGCAUUGGCUGGGCAACGACGCCGAAGUCGCCAACCUCUUCAACCGCCUCUGCGAAGAGGUGGUUUUUGACAUUAACGACAGUUACCUUUCGGGGCUGUCGGGACAAGUGAACCGUUACUACAAUCACAGAUGGAAUGCUUGGCGCGCCAGUUUGAAACACAACUAUUUCAGCAAUCCCUGGGCAAUCAUCUCCUUUUUUGCUGCUGUUGUGCUAUUGUUGCUUACACUGGCGCAGACAUUUUAUGGAGUUUAUGGUUACUAUAGGCCGAAUUCUUAG